This is a messenger RNA of Salvelinus fontinalis (brook trout), 4004 nucleotides long. RefSeq names its product dnaJ homolog subfamily C member 7-like. Bases 16 to 1554 code for a protein of 512 amino acids. Gene Ontology annotation, molecular function: protein binding. NCBI's taxonomy places the organism in Eukaryota, Metazoa, Chordata, Actinopteri, Salmoniformes, Salmonidae. The record is from RefSeq and is a predicted model, not a curated record. The transcript has 16 exons.
UUCACCAAGCAUAGGAUGAUUGUUGGUGGGCGGAGCUGGGAGGGUUGUCAGCGAGAUGGGACACACCUGGGCUCAGAAUGUUGGUGGGUGGAGCUGGGAGGGUCAUCUGCGAGAUGGGACACACCUUGGCUCAGGGAGGCUGAGGGCUUCAAAGAUCAAGGAAAUGCUUUCUACGUCAAGAAGAAUUAUUCUGAGGCAUUUAACUACUACACAAAGGCCAUUGAUGCAUGUCCUAAAAACGCCAGUUACUAUGGAAACCGGGCGGCCACCCUCAUGAUGCUGUGCCGCUUCCGAGAGGCCCUGGUGGACUCCCAGCGGGCCGUGCGGCUGGACGACUGUUUCAUGAAGGGCCAUCUGCGAGAGGGCAAGUGUCACCUGUCUCUUGGCAAUACCAUGGCAGCCAGCCGCUGCUUUCAGAAGGUCCUGGAACUGGAGCCCAGCAACAGCCAGGCACAGCAGGAGCACAAAAAUGCCACAGCAGUACUGGAGUACGAACGAAUGGCAGAACUUGACUUCGAAAAGAAGGAUUUCAGAAAGGUGGUGUAUUCGAUGGACAAGGCCCUGGGAUUGGCGUCCACCUGCCAUCGCUUCAAAAUCCUCAAGGCUGAGUGUUUGGCACUACUGGGUCGCUACCUAGAAGCCCAGUCUGUGGCCAGCGAUAUAUUGAGGAUGGACUCGACUAACGGAGACGCUCUGUACGUGCGAGGCCUGUGUCUGUACUACGAGGACUGCAUCGACAAAGCUGUGAAGUUCUUCGUGCAAGCACUGCGCAUGGCCCCAGACCACGAGAAGUCUCGGCUAGCUUGCAGAAAUGCCAAAGCUUUGAAAGCCAAGAAGGAGGAGGGAAACAAAUUGUUCAAGGACAGCAACUUUGAGGCAGCCUACCGGCUCUACUCGGAGGCCCUGGCGAUAGACCCCAACAACAUCAAAACCAACGCCAAGCUCUACUGCAACAGAGGCACCGUCGGGGCUAAGCUGAAUAAACCUGAUCAAGCAAUCGAAGAUUGCACAAGUGCAAUAAAGUUGGACGACACGUAUAUCAAGGCCUAUUUGAGACGAGCCCAGUGUUAUAUGGACAUCGAACAGUAUGAAGAAGCUGUACGGGACUAUGAAAAGGUCUACCAGACGGAGAAGACAAAAGAACACAAGCAUCUCUUGAAGACGGCUCAGUUGGAACUGAAGAAGAGCAAGCGGAAAGAUUACUACAAGGUUCUGGGGGUGGGAAAGAAUGCCACAGAAGAUGAGAUUAAGAAGGCCUAUCGGAAACGGGCCCUCAUGCACCACCCAGACCGUCACAGUGCGGCCACGCCAGAGGUACAGAAGGAGGAGGAGAAGAAAUUUAAAGAAAUGGGCGAGGCCUUCACUGUGCUCUCUGACCCCAAGAAGAAGACUCGCUAUGACUGCGGCCAUGACCUGGAGGAGGACAGCAAUAAUAUGGGGGAUUUCAAUGCCAACAACAUCUUCAAGACUUUCUUUGGAGGCCCAGCAGGAGGAUUCAGUUUUGAAUCCAAUCAAAACCAAGCACCUGGAAAUGUGUUUUUCCAGUUUGGCUAGAAAUGAAGAAUGCCAUUGGGAAUGCUGUAGCCCUGGGGUGGACAAUAUUAAGUUGGAUGCACCCUCACAACCUGAUUUUUAUGCUCCCAAUGUUUUUUGCAAAAUGUUGCUUUCACAUGCUAAAAAGACACUCGGUGUUGUUAUCUGAGCGAGAGAGAUGGGGCUCAUCAUGCUUGGCAUCUUCCUAAAAUAUUUUUGGCUGUUGCCACCACAGUUGACAAUAUCCUCUUCAAAUUCAAACUGACAGGGCGACUUUUGGUAGGUUUAGUAACUAAGAACGUAACAAAUUAAAUAGUUUAAAGGUUAUUUGAGAAGGGGGUUUUGGAAAAACUUGAAUCCUCAGGAAAUUGGCUUGAUUCUCUUUUGUGAGUAUUUGUCGCAAAGCAUGUUUUGAAGGCGUGAAAUAGGAGUCCUGUUGCCAAAAUAUACAUUUCAUUGCUUGAAUGGAAAAUGUUUCCUGUACCUGGAGCAAGUAGAGCUUUGUAAAUGAACACAUGGGAGUGCAACUCUGUUAGUUUUAGUAGGUCGCAUUAGUUUUUCAUUCACACCACAUAGAGGUCGCCCCGAAACACAAAGUUGGCAUGGGAAUCAUUUGGCGGUAAAGCAGAAACUGACCUUAGGGCAGAGCCUAGGAACUACUUCAGUCCCAUGUAGAAUGAGACAUGGUUUUCAUUUGUUGGAUUUUCCUGCAGACUCAAACUACAGUUUCAUGUUAGUCUCCAUUUUACUCAUUAAUGUAUUGUGCAUUUUACUGGCAUGUUUUAAGUCUAUUGUGCUCCUAAUUUGAUUUGAGAUUUUGUUCAGUUCUCUUAAAUGUAUUUAUUUAUUGUAUAUUCAAACUGUAUCCAUCUCUUGAUUUCUAAUGUUUUCUAUUAAAUAGGAUGUAAAAAAACAACAUAUCCUUGACCCACGUCCUCCUUGGGACUUAAAACGAGUCUUCUGUUAUUUCUGGGUCCAAAAUCAAUGUAUGUAAAGUUUUGACCUUAAUAGAUCAAAUUUUCUCCAUGUGGUUUUCUAGCAUUGCUUUGCCCCCAUAAUACGAUACAUCCGGUUUCAACUCCCAACUAACAUUUGAAACUUCAGCAGCCAGUUUCUAACUCUGGUCCAGGCUAAGUACAUGUUCCUCUACAAACUAGUAGAGGUGUAGUGGAUGGCCCAGAGCUAGUCAGUCCCUCACAAGUGUUGCCUUAGAUGUUGGCUUGCGUGCAAAUGUUCAUUUUGUCCAUCUUUUUAUUGAACCUUUUAUUUAACUAGGCAAGUCAGUUAAGAACAAAUUCUUGUUCAGGGGCAGAAUGACAGAUUUGAACCUUGUCAGCUCUGGGAUUUGAUCUAGCAACCCUUCGAUUACUGGCCCGAAGCUCUAACCACUAGGCUACCUGCCGCCCCGGUCUACACCAGACAUGAUCAGGACACGCAGGUUGAAAUAUCAAAAUGAACUCUGAACUAACUAUAUUAAUUUGGGGAGAGGUCCUAGCUAGCUAGCUCAUUUGUCCUGGGAUAUAAACAUUAGGUCCUUUUUUUUCUGGAUCUUUGUAGAAUUAUGGCCCAUUUUAACACAAGUUUGUUCUCUUCUCUCAAUCCACAUUUAGAGAACCUAGGUGGUUUCUAGUAAUCUCUCCUCCUUCAGUUUUUUUCUUAUGUGGACUUUAUAUGGCAGUUGGCAACCAACUUUAAGAUGCAUUACCACCACCAACUGGACUGGAGUGGGAACCUCAGUUCAUCCUUCAAUCACCCAUGUGGGUGUAUUCUCCUGAAAACUAAUGAGGAGAUUAGAGAGGUGGGACUUGCAGCGCGUCACGAGUGAAACAUAGAACCAUCUUCUAUUUUAGCGCCUGACUACUCAGAUGCUCGUUGACACGCACAAGCUGUUUGGAUGAAAUUAUUGAAUAACAUGUAUGUGUGUACAUAUAUGUUGCACUAAAUGUUAGGCGAACCCUACAGACUGACAUUGCUUUAACACAAAGGUUGAGAAACUCUUGGGUGCUAGGCAAAGUCACAUUUUAAUUGCCAUUUUACUUUGAAGAUGUUUAAAUUUAAAAAGAAAAGUGGUUUCGCAGCCUUGUACGAUACAAGACGAGAAUUGACUUGCUGGAAUUGGUUUUGCGUUCGGUUCCAGAAAAACAACAUUCUCAGUUUGGCCAGUCUUGGCAAUGGGAUCUUGAAAGAAGAUACUUGACAAAAAACGGAUCCCUUUUUUUGCACCUAGAAUCAGCUCUCAUUGAGAGGCUUUUAUUCUGCUUUUGGGGAUUGUCAUCAUGCCUUGUAUCUGUCAUGAACGUUUGGUCAGUAUGUCCCCUCAAUCUGUGAAGCAGCCAGGUGGUAGGUUGAAAACGUGAACAGAAACACUGUACAUUUUCAUGAUCCUAGUACCUGUGUACCAUUUUAUUUUUAAAGAAUAUGCCUCUACAAUGUUUUGGUUGAAGGAAAUAAAGAUUAAUCUUUUCCCAUUA